CCCGGUCCAGCCUGAUGACCCGGUCCAGCCUGAUGACCCGGUCCAGCCUGAUGACCCGGUCCAGCCUGUUGAUCUGCCUGAUGACUCGGUGCCCGCUGUCGUGCCAGAUGACUCAGUGCCCGCUGUCGUGCCAGAUGACUUGGUGCCCGCUGUGGAGCUUGGUGACUCGGUGCCCGCUGUCGAGCUUUAUGACUCGGUGCCCGCUGUCGAGCCUGGUGACUCGGUGCCCGCUGUCAUGCCAGUUGACUCAGUGCCCGCUGUCAAGCCUGGUGACUUGGUGCCCGCUGUCGAGCCUGGUGACCGGUGCCCGCUGUCAAACCUGGCGACUUGGUGCCAGCUGUCAUGCCAGUUGACUCAGUGCCAGGUAACUUGGUGCCCGCUGUCUUGCCAGAUGACUCGGUGAUCGCUGCUCCGCCUGAUG
Messenger RNA from Staurois parvus, 421 nucleotides. The record is from the annotation of a GenBank genome assembly. NCBI's taxonomy places the organism in Eukaryota, Metazoa, Chordata, Amphibia, Anura, Ranidae.